Messenger RNA from Carya illinoinensis, 1365 nucleotides. RefSeq lists its product as uncharacterized. The record is from RefSeq and is a predicted model, not a curated record. The transcript is spliced from 2 exons. NCBI's taxonomy places the organism in Eukaryota, Viridiplantae, Streptophyta, Magnoliopsida, Fagales, Juglandaceae. The coding region runs from base 1 to 1365 and encodes 454 amino acids.
AUGGCUAGCUCUGAAAACAUCGAUCCUAAAACACAUCCUCCCCCAAAAAGCCCCAACGAAAUGUUUCUCAAAUUUUCAGAUCCUUUCAACCCAUUUCGCAUCGACAAUGGUGACAAUCCCGCUACUACCUUGGUUUCAAAUCUCUUGACUGCUGACAAUUAUGACCGUUUUACUCAACCAAAUGGAUCUCACAUAUUUCAACUCAAACGGGAUCUUGCUAGCCUCUCUCAAGGUCAGGAUUCCAUUAGCACUUAUUUUGGCCACUUAAAAAUUUUAUGGGAUGAAUUGGCUAUCUAUGACCCUAUACCUGUUUGUAAUUGUGGCAAGCCGAAGGCCUUAAAUGAUCAAUAUGAUCGUGAUUGUGUCAUACAGCUUUUAAUGGGUUUAUAUGAUUCUUAUUCCCAUUCCAGAGAUCAGAUUAUGCUUCUUGAACCCCUACCCCCUUUUAAUCGAGUUUUCUCCAUGAUUCAACAACAAGAACGACAACAUCUCAUGCUUACCCAACCCUCCAAUCCUGACCUCAUGGCCAUGAUGGCUAAAGCCAACCCCUCUUCUUCCAAACCUGCCCAGAAGUUUCAUAACUUUGUAGCUCAGAAACCAACUCGUCCUUAUUGCACUCAUUGCAAAAUCCAGGGUCACACUCUUGAGAAUUGCUUCAAAGUAGGAAAUGUAACCCCACCUUUGUGUACUCACUGCAAUAUGUCUCGCCAUUCUGUUGAGAAAUGUUACAAAUUAAACGGGUACCCCCCUGGCCAUAAGCUUCAUGGCAAGACCAAAAACUUUGCUGCUAUUGUUGUUGCUCCUUCUCAAGCAUGUUUUGCUGAUGAUCAUGAUGAAGAGUCCUCUGAGACUAUGGCUCUUACCAAGGGUCAAUAUAAUCAACUACUGGCUUUGUUGCACUCUAAGGACACCAGUUUAGCCAUGGCCACCAUGUCUGUUACUCAACCUUCCCCAUCUUAUCAGCAUGUCACUAACUCUAAAGUCUCUAGUAUGGUUUCUUGUUUAUCAACCCAAACACACACCACUCCUUGGAUAAUAGACACCGGAGUAACAGAUCACAUGAUCUGUUUCCCCUCUCUCUAUUCAUCCAUCAUGGCCACUGUAUCUUCUUUAGUCAAAUUACCUAAUGGUGCAGCUGCCCCUCUUACUCACAUUGGUGUUGUUCACUUAUCUGAGAAUUUAGUCCUUAAAAAUGUGCUUUGUAUCCCCGUUUUCAAUUUCAAUUUAAUUUCUGCUAAAGAUCUUGCUCUUCAUUCUUCUUGCUGCCUUAUUUUCUCUUCUCAUUCUUGCUAUGUACAGGACAUAGUAUCUUGGACAACGAUUGGGAUGUGUGAAGUGAGGGAUGGUCUGUAUCACUUGCUGUGA